Molecule: messenger RNA, 1710 nt
Organism: Rhipicephalus sanguineus (brown dog tick)
Lineage: Eukaryota; Metazoa; Arthropoda; Arachnida; Ixodida; Ixodidae
Exons: 4
Coding region: 54-1661 (535 amino acids)
Source: RefSeq, a predicted model, not a curated record
UCAGCGAGAGCAGUGCCUGCGGCCUCGUGUUAGUGCCUCAAUUCCGUGCUCACAUGGCAAGUGAUGGUGGCACCGGUACCGCCGGUACCUCGAGUGGGACAAAAGCCAACAAGCGCCGCUACUGCUGCGUCAAAGAUUGCCACAGCCGUGAAGGACAGCCUGGCAUCCGAUUGUUCCGUUUUCCCGGCCAGCCGUGGGAGAAAGAACGGCGGAGAAAAUGGAUUGUUGCCGUUCGGCGAGUGAAUGAGUGUGACGGCUCUGCUUGGAUCCCAAGUGAUGCAGCAAGGGUGUGCUCAAAGCACUUCGUCAACGGCGAAAAGAGCAACAUUGCUGCACAUCCAGGCUACUACCCUACCAUUUUUCCAGAUGCAUACAAGUCCCGUCCUGUGGACGCAGAAAGAGCACUGUCAAGAUAUGAACGAUGGAACAGAAGGGCAUCUGCUGCAAGGCCGGCAAAUCCUCAACACACAAGUUCCCUCAGCACGACUGAAGCAGAUCUUGGUGACAGUGAGGACACUGCUACCUCCAGUGCUUGUGCAAAUGGCUUGGAGCUUCUCUGCACUGCCGCUGCAUUGGUACAAGAACGAACUGCAGACCAGGCCUGCCAGACUGAUGAUAAUGACACCUGUGGAGGUUUGGUUUUGUUUUUGUGCUCAUUAGAUGGGCAUAACACAAGCACACAGGUGUCACACAGAACUGUUCGUGAUGCAGAAGUUCAGUGCAGCCCUUCAACCACUUCACGCCACAGUGGGCCAAACCAGAGAACUUCUUGUUUCAGUGGCUAUGAAAGCGUAAAAUCAUGCUCUUCUGCCAUGAGAGAUCUCUGUGGUGUCACAUUGGAAAUGUAUGCAGUUUUAUUUGCGCUGCUGCCUGUCGCUGCUGACCGCUCAUGUGAUGUUUCCAUGCAUGACAGACUCCUGCUUUUUUUAAUGAAGCUAAAGUUGGGCAUUACGUACUCAUCACUUGCCAUUUUGUUUUCUGUAAGCAGAAUGACUGCUGCAAGGCAUUUUAAUAGCGUGCUUCGCACAUUGGCUGCCGCAACUCAGAAAUGGAUAUUCGUUCCACCCAGACACAUCAUCAGGUCUCUAAUGCCCAAUUGCUUCAAAGUACACUACCCAAAUUGCACCAUGAUUAUAGAUUGCACGGAGGUUCCCACAGAGCAGCCAGCUUCUGUAGCACAGCAGAGGGCACUCUAUUCAAACUACAAGGGUGGCUACACGCUGAAGUUUCUUGUAGCAAUCACACCCAAUGGAGCUGUCUGUUUUCAUUCUAAGGCAUAUGGUGGAAGGUGUUCUGAUGCUUUCAUCACAGUGCAUUCCGACUUCCUCAAAGAAGUAGAACCAGGCGACAUGAUCAUGGCUGAUAAGGGGUUUCCUGGCAUUACCACGGAUCUCGGGAAGGCAGGGGCUGUACUUGUUAUGCCUCCUUUUCUCAGAGGCCAGGGUCAGUUCUCGGAGGCCGAUGUACAGCAGACUUAUAACAUUGCAAGAGUGCGAAUUCAUGUGGAACGUAUGAUCCAGCGGAUCAAGAUGUACAAUGUUUUAAAUACACGUGUGCCCAUUGAAUUGAUUCCUGCCAUGUCCGACGUUUUCCAUGUGUGUUGUGUACUGGCUAAUAUGCAGCCUCCAAUAAUAAAGGAGCCAACGACUGCAGAAUCUUAAGUCAGCCGAAUUUGGGUAUUUCAGUCAGCUUCAUUUCAAGUGUUAAAUA